CUAAAUAAUUCGAUAAACCCUAAUCGCCAAAACCCUGUGUUUCUCUGAACUUUCACUAGUCUCACCGUCUCUGUUAAACCCUAAACAAAAAUGUCCCUUCUCCGUAAAUUUCCCAAGAGAUUUCUCAAUCCCCAAACUGCCAUUACCACUCGCUUUACUGCCAUUACCACUCGCUUUCUCACCACCCAAAACCCCAGCCUCGACACUUUCCCAGACGUGCCCACUGUCGCUUAUUACGACGAUCUGGUUAACAAAGCUGGCCGAGAACGAGACCUGGAAGCCUUACGAUCCCUCCUCAAUAAGCGCGUGAGAGACCAUUGUUUGAACACCACCAACACGUUCAAGUUCAUAACUGAUACUGAGAGCUCGUUGUCAAUACUGGACGAUCUGACUAAAACACUGGCUCGUCUUGAUAACGGAUAUCCUCGCAAGAGCGCGUACGAUUCGCUCAUCGCACGUCUGUGUAGACUGAAAAAGAUCGACGAGGCGUUGCGCGUGGUGCAUGUAAUGGCGUCGGGAGAUUUUGGUUUAAACACGUGUACUUUUCACCCAAUACUGAGCGCGUUGACCAGGGGGAAGAGGAUGGAGAAAGCGUUGCAGGUGGUGGAGUUGAUGAAAGAGAUUAAAAUAUCGCCUGAUGUGACGGCGUACAAUUACUUGUUAACUGCUUACUGUUUCAAGGGAAAUCUAACGGCUGCAAGUGAAGUUAUGAAAAAGAUCGACGAAGAGGGAUUAGGUGCUGAUGCGCGUACGUAUGAUGCGCUGGUAUUAGGCGCGUGUCGGGCUGGAAAGGUGGAGGGUGCUUUUGUGUUGCUAAGGAGGAUGGUGGACGAUGGACAGACUGCGUUGUAUUCUACGUACUCGCAUAUUGUUAGCUCAUUGUUGAGGUUGGGCUAUUAUGCGCAGGCGGUGAAGUUCGUGAUGGUUUGCGGAAAUAAAGAUGUAAAAUUGGACACACAAAUAUAUGGGGGUUUGGCCAGUAAGCUUAUGGACUUGGACAGGAAUGACGAGGCAAUGGUUAUUUUGAUGGAAAUGAAUAAACGGGAUUUACAGAUGGGCCACAAGCUGAGAGAUUUUUACCAAAUGAAUGUUACAGAUAGUUGA
Pistacia vera is the source of this 1104-nucleotide messenger RNA. Its product is annotated as pentatricopeptide repeat-containing protein At3g56030, mitochondrial. The transcript has a single exon. NCBI's taxonomy places the organism in Eukaryota, Viridiplantae, Streptophyta, Magnoliopsida, Sapindales, Anacardiaceae. Gene Ontology annotation, molecular function: protein binding. The record is from RefSeq and is a predicted model, not a curated record. The coding region runs from base 91 to 1104 and encodes 337 amino acids.